AUGAUUUUAAUUGAUUACUUGGCGUUUGCAAAUCAACUAAAGAAAGCAAGACAAUCAAUAAAGCAGACAAUCGAAAUCAAUCUCACUCAUGAAAUGCAACAAUAUUGGAUAUUAAUCAAUCUAAAUAGUCGCGAUAAGCACCAACAUUCAAAUGACAAAGUUGAAGAUGGAGAUACAAGCAAAGAAAUUGGUGUUGAUCAUAUGGCAGCAGUCAAAGAAAUAAAAGGUUUAAGCGACGAUAUUAAAAUGGACAGCAAUGAAAACAAAGAAACAACAGAUGACUCUGAAGAUAAUUCCGAUUCCGAUUACUCGAGAAAUAACGAUGAAGAUUAUCAACUUUAUUUUGAAGAUGAAGAAUUUGAAGACUCUGAAAAUGAAUAUGAAGAUGAAGAUGAAGAUGUAGAAGGUGAAGAUAAUUUCAAUAGAAUAAGUGCAAAUGAAAAUGGUGUGCUUGUACUUAAUGCGGGUAUCGAUACACAUUCCAAUACAACUCUGAUCGCACCGGUUCUUGUCAUUGGCGGUGACGAGGACAACUACAUAUCGUACCUGAUUUCAUAUUCUGUGAAUUUGUUGAAAUCUACCAAUCUAACGGUCGAUAGACUCUAUGGAUACAACGUCUCCAUUGUACAAGCACAAAAGUCAGUGUUAACCAUCAAUGAUGUCAGCAUGUUCCAGUCGCAUUCCAUUGAGAGUAUCGAAGCGGACAAAGACAGUAAAACGACAAUUGCAUGUUCGACCAUCCGACAAAUGACUAUCUACGGUAUUGCAUCCAGUGGUAAACUUACACUGAAUGCUCCGAUGUCUGAGAGACUUAUUAUCUACAAUGUCACUGCACUCAACGAGUUGGUACUGGUUGGUAACACCUCGGUGUUGAUCAAUGGUGAUCUGACACUGACAGACGACUCUGAGAUCAAACUGGAUGCACCAACCAUUUUCAAUGCAACCACAAGAGUAAAGAGUGACCCACCCAUCUUUGUGAAUGGUACACUCAAGUUGGAAGGUGGUGAAUUGGAGAUAGAACUACUUGAUGAUAGUCAACAAUCAAACGCCGUAAACUAUACACAACGCUACGUUAUCAUAGAGAGCAAUGGCGGUAUCAUUGGUACAUUCAAGGAUUUCAAAGUGGACAACCAGCAAGACGAUCAUCAGAAAUCGAAUAUCAAUGUAACAGUAUCGCCCAACAACAAUCAAAACUCAGCUGUACUGCUCUACUUUACAGAGAAACCCAGUGAGAAGGAGGAACACAUGGAAGGUUGGAAGAUCGCAUUGAUUACAAUCACAGUGGUCGGUGUAGUAGUUGGAUUCGCAGUGGUUCCAUACGUCUACAGAAAGUACAAAGGUUACAACACCACCGGCAGAGGAAGCAGCAGCAGCUCUGGUGGCAACAAGAAUCCAUUCUUCCGUUUGAAUUCCGACAAACUGAAACUCAACACAAGCAACGAGAGUACAACAGAUGAUAUCCUAUUAAAUAUUAACGAAAACGAUGAAGAAGAAUCCUCUGCACUUUAA
This is a messenger RNA of Heterostelium album PN500, 1509 nucleotides long. RefSeq lists its product as uncharacterized. Bases 1 to 1509 code for a protein of 502 amino acids. NCBI's taxonomy places the organism in Eukaryota, Evosea, Eumycetozoa, Acytosteliales, Acytosteliaceae. The transcript has 4 exons. The record is from RefSeq and is a predicted model, not a curated record.